Molecule: messenger RNA, 1629 nt
Organism: Suncus etruscus (white-toothed pygmy shrew)
Lineage: Eukaryota; Metazoa; Chordata; Mammalia; Eulipotyphla; Soricidae
Product: HIV Tat-specific factor 1 homolog
Exons: 4
Coding region: 1-1629 (542 amino acids)
Biological process (GO): mRNA splicing, via spliceosome
Cellular component (GO): U2-type spliceosomal complex; U2 snRNP
Molecular function (GO): RNA binding
Source: RefSeq, a predicted model, not a curated record
AUGAGUGGCGGAAACGACGAGUUUGAGGAGCAGUUGCAGAUGCAGGAAUUGUACGGAGACUCCAAGAACGAACCCACCGGGGACUAUGAGGCUUUCAGGCAAGCACCCGCUGACACCCCUUACGAAUGGGACCUGGCCCAGAAAGCAUGGUUCCCAAAGAUUACUGAUGAUUUCCUUGCUACGUAUCAGGCCAAUUAUGGCUUUUCUAAAGAUGGUACGCCUAGUUCCAUUGCAGACAUGCAAGACGUAAAUGCUACAACUGCAGAGGAAGCUCUGCAAAGAAAAAUUCCCGAACCCAGUGACCCCAGAAAGAAGGGUUUGGAAAAGAGAAAGGGUGAAUCCGGAUGGUUUCAUAUUGAAGAAGACAGAAAUACAAAUGUCUAUGUGUCUGGUUUGCCUCCAGACAUGACAGUAGAUGAAUUUGUACAGCUCAUGUCCAAGUUUGGCAUUAUCAUGCGAGACCCUCAAACGGAAGAAUUUAAGGUCAAGCUUUACAAAGAUGAGCAAGGCAAUCUAAAAGGAGAUGGGCUCUGUUGUUACCUGAAGAGGGAGUCUGUAGAGCUCGCAUUGAAGUUGUUGGAUGAUGAUGAAAUCAGGGGCUACCGAUUACACGUGGAAGUGGCCAAGUUUCAACUGAAGGGGAAAUAUGAUGCCUUGAAGAAGAAAAAGAAAUGCAAAGACUAUAAGAAGAAACUGUCUCUGCAACAAAAGCAGUUAGAUUGGAGACCUGAAAGAAGAACUGGGCCCUCCCGAAUGCGCCAUGAGCGAGUUGUCAUCAUCAAAAACAUGUUUCAUCCUACGGACUUUGAGGACGACCCAUUGGUACUGAAUGAAAUCAGAGAAGACCUUCGAGCAGAGUGUUGCAAGUUUGGACAAAUCCGGAAGCUCCUGCUCUUUGAUAGACACCCAGAUGGUGUGGCCUCUGUCUCUUUCCGAGACCCAGAGGAAGCUGAUUCCUGCAUUCAGACCCUCCAUGAAAGGUGGUUUGGUGGCCGUCAGAUCACCGCUGAAACGUGGGAUGGAACUACAGAUUAUCAAGUGGAAGAGACUUCAAGAGAAAGGGAGGAAAGGCUGAAAGGAUGGGAGGCUUUCCUCGAUUCCUCUGAUUCUUCUGAGGACCAUAGAGAUCUUCACUGCGUAAAUCCCGUCAAUAUUUUAGAGAAGACUGGCCCUGCCAGAGUAAGGCACCUUUCGGAGCACACAUCUACGUCAAAAGUGAAUAUCCCAGAAGCUGUCAUGGAAAUGGCAUUUGAAGAACCUAUCAAUGAAAAGAAGUUUGAAAAAUUAGAAAAUGAGAGCAAAUUGGAAGAAGAUGCUUCUGGGAAAGAUGCUGAGGAAGGAGGCCUUCAAAAUGAGGCUGGUGACGGUUGUCUCAAAAGAAAGCAAGAUCCCUACCCUGAUGGAGAAUCUGGAGAAGACAGUGAAACACAAGCUGAAUCCAAACACAAACAAGUACACCCAUUCAAUACCGAAGCCAGCUUUGCUCUGGAAAAGAGAAGAGAAGCAAAUAAAAGUGAAGAGGCAAAAAAGAAAAUGGAGGAUGAAAGCCUAAAUAAAAAAGGACAAGCCACCUCAAGAGAAAUGAAUGUCCUAAGUCGCGUGGAUGGAGAGGCUGCCUUCUCUGCCUAA